Molecule: messenger RNA, 2656 nt
Organism: Calliphora vicina (urban bluebottle blowfly)
Lineage: Eukaryota; Metazoa; Arthropoda; Insecta; Diptera; Calliphoridae
Exons: 6
Coding region: 25-1908 (627 amino acids)
Cellular component (GO): membrane
Molecular function (GO): phosphatidylinositol bisphosphate binding
Source: RefSeq, a predicted model, not a curated record
GCUUAAUGAUCGCAACCGGCAAAUAUGGCAAAUAUAAAAUCUUUACCCCUUGAAUUGCAAAUAGUGGCCGAAAACGAAUUAGCAGAAAAGCCUAACAGAAUACCCAGCGACCUGCAGGCCUUGAGAACUUGGAUAGAACAGCAACCCCAUUUAAAUGCCCGAUUAGAAGAACAAUUUUUAAUACAAUAUUUAAGAGGCUGUAAAUAUAGUUUGGAAAAGGCCAAAGUGAAAAUUGAUUUAUUUUUCACUUUAAAAUCAAAAUUUCCGGAUUUCUUUAAUGUUACCGAUAUACAUGAAGCUAGAUUUAGGAAAAUGUGGAGUUAUAGUUUGGGUAUCCCUUUACCCCGACCUCUUAACGACCAUGGACCUCGCAUUUGUUUUAUGAAAUUUGAGGAAGAUGUUGCCAAAGGUCUGGUGGAUUUUGAUGAUUUAUAUCGGGUGACAAAUGCCAUGCACGAAAUCUUAAUUAUGGAUGAUCCCUAUGCCGGCAUAAAUGGCAUUAUUUAUGUUAUCGAUUUGAAGAAUAUAACCAUUAAUAUGGCUUCAAAAUAUACCCCAACUUUUCUGCGCAAACUUGUGCAAUUUUAUGAGAAAUCUUUGCCGCUGCGUAUAAAAGGUGCCCAUUUAAUAAAUACCCCGGUAUUUUUCCACAGUGUCAUGAGCAUUGUGCUGCCGCUGUUGUCGGAGAAACUGAGGGAAAGGAUAUCUGUUAAUGGCCAAAACUAUGAUAGUUUAUAUAAAAUAAUACCCAAACAAUAUUUCCCCAGCCACUUGGGCGGCGAGAAUGGUACGAUUGCACAACUUUUUAAGGACUUUGAACAGAAAUGGUUGGAGUAUGAGAAAUAUUUUAAGGAAAAUGCUAACUAUGGCACCAAUGAACUAUUGAGACCUGGUAAACCGCUCGAUUUUGACAGCAUGUUUGGUUUGGGAGGCUCCUUUCGUAAAUUAGAUGUGGAUUGUAAAGUGGACACAAUGACUAAUAUUAGACCUCUAACAAAGGAACUACAACAAAUAGCCUGUGAGGAACUAAAUGAAGUACCCGAAAGAGUGCCACAAGAUCUUAAAGAUUUCAAAGAAUGGCUGGCAAAGCAAACUCAUCUAAAAGCCCGUACAGAUGAGCAGUUUUUAAUAAGUUUCUUAAGAGGCUGUAAGUUUAGUAUGGAAAAGGCUAAAUUGAAAAUUGAUAGAUAUUACACCUUAAAGACCAAAUAUCCCGAUUUUUAUACCAUACAAAAUGUAAAGGAUCCAAGAGUAAAGGAAUUAGUUGAUUUAGGUAGAGUGGGUAUAACCUUGCCCCAUCCCUUGAAUGUUACCGGUCCUCGUAUACUCUAUGUACGCACCGGCCUCUAUCCCACUGAGACAUUUUCUUUUGCCGAUGUUAUGUGCAUUGCCAAUGCUCUGCAGGAGAUUUGCAUGUGGGAGGAUGAUUAUUGUGUGAUUUGUGGUUAUGUGCAAAUUUUAGAUAUGACCGAUUAUAGUGCCGCUCAUAUGCUGCAAAUGACGCCGACAGUUGUCAAGAAAAUGUCCACAUUUGCUGAAGAUGCUGUUCCAUUGCGUCAGAGAGCCAUACAUAUAAUUAAUAUGCCGGUGGGUUUUGAAAAGGUGUUUAAUAUGUUGAAACCAUUGCUGCCGUUGAAGCAGCAAGAAAGGAUGUUCGCACACGGCAGCAAUUUGGCAUCAUUAUACGAACACAUCCCCCAAAAAUAUUUACCCCAAGAAUUGGGUGGUGAAAAUGGUUCGCUAGAUGAAUUAACCCAAGAAAUAACCAGAAAUUUUGCCAAGCAUCAUGAAUAUUUCAUGGAAGAUCUUAAAUAUCGGGUAGAUGAACAACUACGUGUUAACAAAAUUAUAAAUUAUGAUAAUGUAUUUGGUACACAGGGAACAUUUCGUAAAUUAAAUGUAGAUUAAAAAAUUCAUAUAAAAAAAAUUAAAAAUUUUAUUUAACGUUUAAUAUAACAUUGGGAUUACACAGCUUAAAAAUUAAUAAACCCCACCACAUACUUAUGAGUUCUUUUGGGCCAACUUAACAAUAACACUCUUAACUUCGGUGUAGUUUUGCAAAGCAUAUUCACCAUUUUCACGACCAUGGCCGGACAUUUUAUAGCCACCGAAGGGCACCUGGGCGCAAAGGGCAUUGUAGGUAUUAACCCAUACGGUACCGGCUCUCAAGCCUUGCACAACAUAGUUCACCUUAUCGAUAUCCUUGGAGAAUACAGCGGCCGCCAAACCAUAAUCGGAAUUGUUAGCUCUCUCAAUGACCUCAUCCAAUUUCUUGAAACGUAUGAUUUGCUGGACGGGACCAAAGAUUUCCUCACGGGCAAUGGUCAUGUCAUCGUUGACAUCAGCAAAUACAGUGGGCUCCACGAAGUAGCCGGGCAAACCUUGGGGACGAUUGCCGCCAGCCACCAAUUUGGCACCUUGUUUUUUGCCGGUAUUAAUCAAACCCAAAAUCUUUUCCAUUUGUUCUUCAUUUACCUGGGGACCCUGUUCCACAUUCAAAUCGAAGGGAUUGCCCACAGUACGUUUCUUGGCUCUUUCAGCGCUGCGCUCUACAAACUCAUCGUAGAUUUUAUCCUCCACAAAGGUGCGUGAACCAGCACAGCAGCAUUGACCCAUAUUGAAGAACAAACCGAAAUGAGAAGUUUCCACAGCAUAA